Messenger RNA from Aspergillus wentii DTO 134E9, 726 nucleotides. RefSeq names its product DUF924 family protein. Gene Ontology annotation, molecular function: protein binding. Lineage: Eukaryota; Fungi; Ascomycota; Eurotiomycetes; Eurotiales; Aspergillaceae. The coding region runs from base 1 to 726 and encodes 241 amino acids. The transcript has a single exon. The record is from RefSeq and is a predicted model, not a curated record.
AUGCUUGACCUGCACCUCUUCUCCGUGUCUUUGCGCCGUGUCCGCCGUCGAUCCGCCCGGCUUUCCGCUGUCUGUGGCGGUGCGCGGAGCAACGUUGAUGCGGUGGCGGUGCAGGUACCACUUGCUAACGACUUGAAUAGUUUCACUCUGCUAUACAUUCCAUUGGAUUGGAUCACUCUUCUUUCGGGUAUGCAGAGAAUCAUAACCACCAAAAUUACCUACAGCAAGGUGCUCGACUUUUGGUUCGGCCCCAAAUCCUCUCCAGACUAUCUGCAAGAGAAAUCCUUCUGGUACGGCAGUCCCGCCGAUGACGUACUUGUUCGAAACACCCUCGGAAACGACUACGAGAUAGCCAAACAAGGCGAGCUGGAUCGUUGGAUGCAGGAAGGGCAGGGAGAAGGCGCCCUGGCAUUGAUUCUGCUGCUCGACCAGGUUCCCCGCAAUGUCUUCCGUGGAAAGCCUCAGGCUUAUGCAACGGACUCCAAGGCUCUAACGGCGGCAAGAUACGCUGUCGACCAUGGAUGGGACAAGGAGAUGCCCUCAACUCAGCGACGGUAUCUGUAUUCGCCGUUUAAUCACUCGGAGGAGAUGAAGGACCAGGCGGUUUCGUUGAGAUUGUUUACAGAGUUGGGUGAUCAAUACCAUUUGCAUUGGGCAAAAAGCUUUUACGAGGAGAUCAAGCGGAAUGGCCGAUUUGUUCAUCGGGAUCGCAUUCUGGGGAGAUAA